Molecule: messenger RNA, 2646 nt
Organism: Culex quinquefasciatus (southern house mosquito)
Lineage: Eukaryota; Metazoa; Arthropoda; Insecta; Diptera; Culicidae
Gene: Fatp3
Product: long-chain fatty acid transport protein 4
Exons: 10
Coding region: 407-2392 (661 amino acids)
Biological process (GO): triglyceride homeostasis
Cellular component (GO): endoplasmic reticulum
Molecular function (GO): long-chain fatty acid transmembrane transporter activity; long-chain fatty acid-CoA ligase activity
Source: RefSeq, a predicted model, not a curated record
CGCUCAGUCUUCUCGUGCAAUCGGCUCGGAACGGUUCGUCAAGUGUGAGCAAAGCAAGUAAAGUGGAAACAAGUGACAAUCUGGUCGAUUGUUAGAAAACAGAGAGAGAACAAACAGAUAAAAGUUAAAUAACACUUGUUGAAAGAAGGGCUGGAAGAAGUGGACAAGUGAUAUUUGUUAGACAGCUGUGGAAGAUACUAAAAGAAUUAGGAAGAGUGAUAAGUUGGGCAAAGAAUGUAUGAAGAUUUGAUGACAAUUUCAUGAAAGUGAAUCGUGAAGACGACUUUAGCAGUUUUGUACCAAAACAAAUUGUCCCUCACCCAAAUCUGGGCGUGACGAAGCCUGUUUUUUCGUCCACACAUCGUUAAUUCAAAACCACACUGGAGCUUUAAAACCUGCCCCCGAAAUGAUAGUGGAACUUAGUUUGAAGCAAAAAACGGCCACACUGGCGUGCAUCACUGCCGCCGCGUGUGGCCUGUCCCUCGCGAUCGGUCCCCGGAUGCUUCCCCAGACGCUGCUGACCGCCGUCACGCUGUACCUGCUGAGCGGGGAACGGCCCACGUUGCUGUUUGCCACCGUCAGGACACUCCCGCGGGACAUCAAUGCCGCCUGGGUCUUUCUCCGUCUCAGCCUGGUCCUGCACCGGUACGAGAAGCGCAAGAUGACCGUUGUGCGGCGGUUCGAGGAGGUGGCCGCGCGCAACCCGUCCAAAGUGGCCCUGCUGAUGGACGACCAGCGGUUCACCUUUGACGAGGUUCGUCGCCUGUCCGAUCGCGUUGCGUGCCACUUCCGGUCCAAGGGCUUCUCCCGCGGGGACACCGUCGCGCUGCUGAUGGAAACCCGGUGCGAGUACCCGUGCGUGUGGCUGGGCCUCGCCAAACUGGGCGUCGUGACGGCCCUCAUCAACACGAACCUCCGCCGGGAGACGCUCCGGCACUCGAUUGCGGUGGCCAAUUCGAAAGCCAUCAUCGUCAGCGAGGAGCUGGCCGGCGCCAUUGCCGAGAUCAUCGACCAGGAUGGCAUUAAGGGGUUGCCCAUUUUCGUGUACGGUUCCGACCAGUCAUCCGAGCAGACCAAAUUUGACCAGCUGCCAGAGGCCGAGAACCUAAGACAGGCCCUGGAUGGCGUGCAGUGCGAUGAGGAUCUGAGCACUAUCUGGCGUGAUAUAUCACCCCGGGAUAAGCUGGUUUACAUCUACACGUCCGGCACGACCGGGAUGCCCAAGGCGGCCGUGAUCACCAACUCCAGAUUCAUCAUGAUGGGCACCGGCGUGUACUACAUGCUGGCCCUGCGCGACGACGACAUCAUCUACAACUCGCUCCCGCUGUACCACUCGGCCGGCGGAAUGGUCGGCAUCGGCAGUGUGCUCCUGUGCGGCCUAACAGCGGCCCUGCGCAAGAAGUUCUCCGCGUCCAACUUCUUCGCCGACUGCAUCAAGUACAACUGCACCGUCGCCCAGUACAUCGGCGAAAUUUGUCGCUUCGUGCUGACGACGCCGGCCAAGCCUACCGACACUCAGCACCAGGUCCGGAUGAUGUUUGGGAAUGGGUUGCGGCCCCAGAUCUGGACCCAAUUUGCGUCACGCUUCAACAUCAAACAGAUUGGCGAAUUUUACGGCUCCACCGAGGGAAAUUCCAAUUUGAUGAACCUGGACAACACGGUCGGGGCGGUUGGGUUCGUUCCGGCGUUUGCUCGGACGUUCUAUCCGGUGACACUGGUGAGAUGUGAGGAGGAAACUGGCGAAAUUAUCCGAAAUUCCGAUGGGUUCUGCAUUCGGUGUAAACCUGGAGAGGCUGGGGUCUUUAUCGGGAAGAUUGAGAUGAAGAAGGCGCUGAACUCGUACGUGGGUUAUGCCGAUAAGAAGGCCUCCGAGAAGAAGGUUCUGCGGGAUGUGUUCGCCAAGGGGGAUAUGUUCUUUAAUUCGGGCGAUAUUUUGGUGACGGAUUUGUUUGGAUAUUACUACUUCAAGGAUCGUACCGGUGAUACUUUCAGAUGGCGCGGUGAAAAUGUCGCUACUUCCGAGGUUGAGGGCGUCAUUACCAACAUUGUCGGACUGAAGGAUUGUGCCGUGUACGGAGUUGAUAUUCCCGGAACCGAGGGCAAAGCCGGCAUGGCAGCCAUCGUGGACACCGCGGGCAAGCUUGAUUUGGUCCAGCUGGGCGCCGGCAUCCGGGGCAGUCUUCCGGCUUACGCGAGGCCGCUGUUUAUCCGAGUGCUGUCCGAGCUUCCGAUGACGACCACGUUCAAGCUGAAGAAGCGAGACUUGCAGCUGGACGGGUACAACUUGGAGAAGGUGAAGGAUGCGAUUUACUAUCUGCAGGGGGAUGGAAGCUACCGCCGGUUCGAGCAGGCUGACUUUGAGGUGGUCAGCAGUGGCAAGGGAAAGUUUUGAGGAGGGAGGGGGAGAGGAGAUGAAAUCUGAGAUAGUCAAAAUUGUGUACCAAAAAGAAACAAACCACGAAAGACAGAUUGUCACAAAUUCCAAUCGACUGAUAGUAGGAUUUACUGAAUGUUUUAGUAGGAUUAGUGCAUGAAGUAGAAUAGUUGACGCUAGAAUAAGCACCGACUUGUGUAAGAAUUGUUACAUUUGCCAUGAAUAGCAUAGUUUAAGUUCAAAUAAAUGUUUUAAUUUAAGUGCUAAUAAAA